This is a messenger RNA of Leptopilina heterotoma, 1056 nucleotides long. It is a transcript of the gene AlkB, whose product is annotated as nucleic acid dioxygenase ALKBH1. The transcript is spliced from 4 exons. Bases 56 to 991 code for a protein of 311 amino acids. Gene Ontology annotation, biological process: oxidative RNA demethylation. Gene Ontology annotation, molecular function: broad specificity oxidative DNA demethylase activity; ferrous iron binding; oxidative RNA demethylase activity. Lineage: Eukaryota; Metazoa; Arthropoda; Insecta; Hymenoptera; Figitidae. Gene Ontology annotation, cellular component: cytoplasm; nucleus. The record is from RefSeq and is a predicted model, not a curated record.
ACGAGCGAGAUGGUAGUCGCUCGUAACAUUAAAAAUGGCAACUGCCAAGUGAAAAAUGUUUAAAGAAUCUUUUAAAUAUUAUAAAUCAAGAAAUCCACCUCCUAAUUUAAAAAAUGUGAUUGAUUUUAGAAAUCCGUAUUUUUCUGAGGUUAGAAAAAUCUUCUUGGAUGUAAAUAGAAUUCCAAAUGUAAAUGAUGUAAAUAAAUUAGGAUUAAAACCACUUAGCGAAUGGAAUAUUUACGAAUUAAUAAAUGUACCAGGAUUAAUUUGUAUCGAAAAUCCUUUUACUGCUUUGGGACAACGUUAUUGGAUUAUCAAGUGCCUUAGGGAUUUCUCCAAAAAACCGAAUAAAUUAAAUUUAGAUGCUCACUCUUUACUCGGCGAUAACGAUUCUUGGUGGGAAAGGUGUUUCGGAAAUGAAUCAGAGAAGAAUAACGAUCUUCUGACAAAAUUACGUUGGUCAACGCAAGGCUAUCAUCACAAUUGGGAUACAAAACAUUAUUCAGAAGAUUCAAAGACAGAAAUGUCCCAGGAUCUUUGCCACUUAACGGAAUUUCUAGCGAUUGUCUUAAAUUUCAAUGAUUUUCAAGCGGAAGCGGCUAUUAUAAAUUACUACAGAAUGAAUUCAACUCUAGCUGGUCACACCGAUCAUUCGGAAUUUAAUACCGAAGCUCCUCUAUUUUCCAUCAGUUUUGGACAAACGGCGAUAUUUUUAAUUGGCGGCCUCUCUUUGGACGAUAAAACGCAAGCAAUGUUUUUGCAUAGUGGUGACAUUGUCAUAAUGUCAAAACAAUCACGAUUAUCUUAUCACGGUGUUCCGAAAAUUUUAUCAACUGACAUUCAACCCUGGAAAAGUGACAAUGAAUUCGAUGAUGACAAUUUUCGGAUAAAUCACGAAGACUGGCGAAAGGCAAAUUCGUACAUUCAAGAAGCUCGAAUUAAUUUAAACGUUAGACAAGUUUUGAAAAAAGGUCAGUCGAGAUUGUUAUAAAAAAUAUUUUUUUAUUAAUAUUUUACAUUCUAAAAGAUAUUAAAUAUAUUUUUAUUGGAGAGAAA